AUGAAGAAUGCAAAGACAAAGAAGCAACCCAAAAUCAUCUAUUACCUCUCGGCACCUCUGAGAUUACUUAGCAGUUGCAGAGAUUUCUACACAAACACGCUCUGCGAUUGUGGAAGGAUAGGCCACGUAGGCCAGAUGGCCAGCUACGUGGCAAUACCUCAUCAACUCUCACACUCCUCAUUCUCGAGAUCAUCUAGUUUUAAGGAGAGCAAAGACAUUGAGGAUUUGAGGGAGCUUAUUAGAGUGAUGACUUUGAAGAACACCGAGAAGCAUAGAACAAAUGCAAAUGAUGGGAGAAAGGUGAAGGCCAUUGUGGAUAAUAGUUCGAGUGGGAGGAGUUAUAGUGGUGGGGUUGGCCAGAUAGGGAGGAUAGAUGAAGAUGCGCCUUGUGAGUUCGUCCAAGUUGUUGAUGUUAACAAGAGUUCUUAUCCGAGGUGUAGAAGCUAUGCUCGGACCACGACUAGAAGAGUUUUACUUUAG
Daucus carota subsp. sativus is the source of this 480-nucleotide messenger RNA. RefSeq lists its product as uncharacterized. The record is from RefSeq and is a predicted model, not a curated record. Lineage: Eukaryota; Viridiplantae; Streptophyta; Magnoliopsida; Apiales; Apiaceae. The transcript has a single exon. The coding region runs from base 1 to 480 and encodes 159 amino acids.